Messenger RNA from Cucumis melo (muskmelon), 537 nucleotides. RefSeq lists its product as uncharacterized. Lineage: Eukaryota; Viridiplantae; Streptophyta; Magnoliopsida; Cucurbitales; Cucurbitaceae. The record is from RefSeq and is a predicted model, not a curated record. Gene Ontology annotation, biological process: defense response. The coding region runs from base 1 to 537 and encodes 178 amino acids. The transcript is spliced from 3 exons.
AUGAAGUUUCAAAAGAUUGCUGCCCUACUGAUUGUUUGUGUUGUGUUUGGCAUUGUCUUUAGCCAUAUAGAUAUUGGUACAGUUGAUGCAGCCCGAAUGCUCUUUGAGACUUUACGUGAUGAUCAUGAUGUUGAUUGUGUUGAUCCAUAUUCGAUAGAUCAUCACAAAGCAAAGGAUAGUGUCAAAUGUUGGCUUGAAAACUUAGGUCGUGGUGGUGGUAGUCGUGGUGGUGGUGGUAGUCGUGGUGGUGGUAGUCGUGGUGGUGGUCGUCGUGGUCGUAGUGGUCGUCGUGGUCGUCGUGGUCGUGGUCGUCGUCGUGGUCGUGGUCGUGGUCGUGGUCGUGGUCGUGGUCGUAGUCGUGGUAGUGGUCGUAGUCGUGGAAGUGGUCGUAGUCGUGGUGGUGGUCGUAGUCGUGGUGGUGGUGGUAGUCGUGGUGGUGGUGGUAGUCGUGGUGGUAGUCGUAGUGGUAGUAGUAGUCGUAGUGAGAUCGAGAUCCCUGUGCCUGGUAGGCUUACUGAGUCUGCUAAAAGCUUCUAG